This is a messenger RNA of Acytostelium subglobosum LB1, 1314 nucleotides long. RefSeq lists its product as hypothetical. The record is from RefSeq and is a predicted model, not a curated record. The annotation marks the transcript as partial. Lineage: Eukaryota; Evosea; Eumycetozoa; Acytosteliales; Acytosteliaceae. The transcript has a single exon.
UUCUUUAUUAAUUGUAAUAAUAAGAUGUUAGAGAUAAUACAUAGUAGGCUUGUACUUGUUGUACUGGUGCUGUUGGCUGUGUCUGGACAGACAUUCAACAUCGCCAUCGCUGCAUCAACCACUGACACCUUCGUUACCACUGCUAGCCCAUACUCUGGCAGCACUUCAGGCGGCUUCACCACUAGCCCUACAAGCAGUAUCUCUGGCAGAAUCACUACUAGCACUACUAGCCCAUACUCUAGCAGCACCACUGGCAGCAUCUCUACUGAAAGCAGCACUACUAGCACCACAGCUAGCCCCUACUCUGGCAGCACUUCUGGCGGUUUCACCACUAGACCAUACUCUGGUAGCAGCACUACUAGCAGUAUCUCCGGCAGCACUUCAAGCCCAUACUCUAGCAGCACCACUGGCAGCAUCUCUGGCAGCGCCACUUAUAGCCCAUACUCAAGUAGCACCACUGGCAGCGCCACUUAUAGCCCAUACUCAAGCAGCACCACUGGCAGCAUCUCUGGCAGCACUACUAGCCCCUACUCAAGCAGCAUUGUUGGUAGCACCACUUAUAGCCCCUACUCAAGCAGCACCACUGGCAGCAUCACUAAUACUCCAUACUCUGGAACCAGCAGCAUCUCCGGAACCACUGUGACCACUGUCCCAUACUCUAGUACCUUCUCCAGCACUACUUCAAGACCAGUGUACUCGACCUCUACUGGAGAGUACACCACUACUUACUACAGUACAUCAUCAGGAUCCACAUCAUAUGUAUCAUCAACAACAUCAACAACAACAACAAAUGAUGACAGUCGCUAUAAUGAUGAUGGCCCAACAGACUUUGAGAUCCAAGUGAUGAUCGUCAUUGGUAUCCUUUUAGUAAUCUUUGUCAUUGUCGUACUCAUUCUUAGGAAGAUGAGGAAUGGAACGUUCAAGUACCAACCAUUGCCAGUGCCAGCGCCACUUGAAAUGGAGGUUCAUACUCCAGUCAUCUCACCAUCUAUUCCGACAAUGUCGACCUCACCUGUGAUCGAGCAACAACAAGCUAAAGAUGUCUCCGUGAUGCCAAACAACAUGAUCAUGCCACCAAUGUACCAUCCACAGCAACAGCAACAGCAACAGUUUGUUCCACAACAGAUGUUCUACUAUGUCCAUCAGGCACCUUAUGGAUAUCCAGGUGCUACCCCUGUCCCUACCCCGGCCGCUGCCACUACUGCUGCUACUCCACAAAUGCAACAAUAUCCAUCAUAUCUGCCACCGCCAUAUCCAUUCCAGCCACCUCAAUAUCCAUUCAUGGUUGCCCAACAACCUCAACAACCUGAACAA